Molecule: messenger RNA, 1017 nt
Organism: Plasmodium gonderi
Lineage: Eukaryota; Apicomplexa; Aconoidasida; Haemosporida; Plasmodiidae
Product: variable surface protein
Exons: 3
Coding region: 1-1017 (338 amino acids)
Source: RefSeq, a predicted model, not a curated record
AUGACACCUACUGAAAUAAAUAAAACGUAUAUUAACUGGAAAGAUUAUAUCCUUUUUAGAAAAAUUUUUGAAUCGUGGCAAAUAUCUACACAAAUUUCUGAAGAUAUUGAUAGAUUCAUUAAGGACAAUUCAGUUGCCGUAAAAGACAAAGAACGGGAACAUUUUAUUAAUAUUUGUCAGAUAAUAAGAGAACUUUUUAAUAUUAUGUCUUCUAAUGAUUCUUGUAAAAACGGAAAAUGUUGUAACUAUAUUAACUACUAUAUUAGAGAACGAAUUAGAGAUCAUUUUCAUCCAAAAGAAAAGGCUAUUUUUGAACAUUUUACGAAAUAUAUUGAAUGUAAAAAAACUGAUGAAUGCUAUAAUACAUGUAUGCCGAAAAUACAAUAUAUAGAAGAAGCAGAUUUUAAAAAAAUGGAUGAAUUAUAUGACCUAUAUGAACAUUAUGAAACUAUUUUAAAUCCAGAUCCAGAAGAAAAUAAUUCUCCUAUUGAAUGCAGCGAUAUAGAUGGUUUCAUUGAAGAAUAUAAUGAUAUUAUCCUAAAAUAUAAUGAUGAUAAACCUUUCCACAAAGAGUUAAAAAAUCUCAGAUGCUCAAUUGAAUAUAAUGAGUUAUUCAAUAAAAAUUGCAAGAAUACGUUAACAGGAAUAUUAGAAAAUGAAGAUAAUCCAUGGAAUAAAGAUGAAUGUAAUGAAUCUCAAGAAAUACAAUAUUUAAAAGAAUAUUUAGAAAGAAAAAAUGCGUACUUUAGUAAAAUUACAUAUAUUCAACCUGCUAAUAUGAAUGUUAUAAUAGCAUCUGCACUUAGUAGUGUAUUUUUAGGAACAGUACUUUAUUGUAUCUAUAAGUAUAUUACAUCAGGAAAUUAUUUACGAAAUCUCUUUCCAAGGAUGAAAAGAAUGAAUAGAAAUAUAAAUGACGAAACACACCAACAUGAAAUGUGUAACAGAAAAGAUUAUCAUAGGAAUUUGAAAGGAAAAUGUUAUAAUGUAUCAUAUGUUUCAGAAAGGAAAUACUAA